This is a messenger RNA of Zeugodacus cucurbitae (melon fly), 3500 nucleotides long. RefSeq names its product sodium/calcium exchanger 3. Gene Ontology annotation, molecular function: calcium:sodium antiporter activity. Gene Ontology annotation, cellular component: sarcolemma; postsynapse; axon. The record is from RefSeq and is a predicted model, not a curated record. Bases 470 to 3415 code for a protein of 981 amino acids. Gene Ontology annotation, biological process: cell communication; sodium ion transmembrane transport; calcium ion import across plasma membrane. NCBI's taxonomy places the organism in Eukaryota, Metazoa, Arthropoda, Insecta, Diptera, Tephritidae. The transcript has 8 exons.
GUCAUACGAGCCAUAUACAAUAAAGAGACUCAGAGCUUGAAUAUAUUUUUUGUCUUUUAAAAAGAAAAAUUGUUAGAAAACGAUUUCUAGUGUUUUUCGAAGUGUGUGUAACUGAAUUUAACUGUAUUUUAAAUAUUUCUCAAAAUACUCAUUCAUAUUUAUAUCACACAUAUGUAUGUGGCUAAAUAAUUCAACAAUUAACUAAAGGAUGUACGACAAAGAAAAUUGAAAAAUUUCAUAGAAGUGAAAUCCCAAAAAAAAAAAAUUACAAUUUUUGAAAAGUGAAACGAGUUUUUGACAGCAAUUCAAGUGAAGUGCGAAUGUAAACAAAAAUAAUAAAAAAUAAACACUAGGAUUCUAAAAACAUAACUACGUCACAUUCCCGCGCAUAUCAUUAUUUUCGAACACUUUGUUCAAAACCAAAAAUUAUUCCAAUAGUAUUUAUGCAUUGGUCGAGAAAAAAAUUGCCAUGAAAAGGAAAUACGUAGCACGAAAUCACACGUUAAAUUGGCCGUCGAAGUUCCUUAGUCUGUUGGGUUUAUUAUUUUUAUUCAUAUGCAUAGUCUCUAGUCAAGACGAAGCCAAGCCAAUUACGAAAACAUUUCCCGCGCCAAAGUCGCUAUCAACUCCAACAACAGAUCCACCGCCGACUGAAACGGAACCUCCUGCUAAUGAUACAGAGACGCCGCCACAAACGGAACCUCCUCCGCCCGUAGCAAAUGUUGCGACAUCUCCGCCGCCAACGCUGGUAGCACCACAAAAGUCUAACGAUACAGGUUCACGCAAACAUUCACGAGAAGAUAAAGACAGUAAUUUAUGCGAAGAUGGUCUCAUCUUAAACGCUUGGCGCCCAUUGGAAGGUAUAACAAAAGGAGAACGCGCAUUACGUGGCACCGUUUACUUGCUUACAAUGUGUUUCUUAUUCAUUGGAGUCGCCAUUGCAUCGGAUCGAUUUAUGGAAGGUAUUGAGGUGAUCACAUCCAGUGAGAAACGUGUACAUGUACUGAACAAAAAUGGUCAGAGAGAAACCAUAACGGUACAUGUAUGGAAUGAGACUGUGGCUAACUUGACGCUAAUGGCCUUGGGAUCGAGUGCACCCGAAAUUUUACUUUCCAUAAUCGAAAUGUUUCAAAAGAAUUUCACUGCUGGCGAUCUAGGUCCAGGUACGAUCGUUGGCUCGGCGGCAUUUAACCUAUUCGUCAUCAUUUCCAUUUGCAUAGUUGUUAUACCGAAAGGUCAAGUGCGAAGAAUACAACACUUUCGUGUAUUUAUUGUGACAGCUAGUUGGUCGGUAUUUGCAUAUUUAUGGAUGUGUGUUAUUACAAAGUUCAUAACGCCGAAUGUUAUCGACAUAUGGGAGGGUUUAGUCACAUUGAUAUCCUUCCCGAUUUUCGUUUACCAUGCCUAUAUCACGGAAAAACGUCUCUUCUGUCCGGGAUGUUAUAAGCAAUCGUAUGAUGCAACCCAGCGGAGCAUUAUCAAGGCCUCAAUCGACUCGCCCGAAUCCGACGCGGAACCAAUACGCUCAAGUAUUAAAGAUUUAGUUGAGUCUCCGGAAAUGCGCGAAUUCGAGGAACAACGUCGCGAAUACAUCACCAAACUGAAGGAAUUAUAUCGCAGAUAUCCCCAAUUUGAUUUGGAAACGAUUCAAGCAAUGGCCCAAGAGCAUUUAAUACGCGAGAGCUCGAAGUCAAGAGCUUUCUAUCGCGUACAUUCGGGACGUCGCCUAACUGGUGCCGGUGGUUUAUUGCGAAGGGCACGUGAUUAUGCAGCUUUGGAAAUUGGCGAAGCAAAAGCCGAAUAUCGUCUGCAAGUUGAAGAGGAAGAGGGAGGGGAAAUUGAUGAUGAAUUUGAGACACGUCUGUAUUUUGAUCCCGCUCAUUAUACAGUCUUGGAAAGUGUUGGCGAUUUGGAGGUACAUGUGGUACGUGCGGGUAGUUUAUCGAAACUAACCAGAGUCGAAUACUACACCCAAGACGGCACAGCCGAAGCUGGUUCAGAUUAUGUUGCCGUCAGUGGUGUGCUCGAAUUUCCACCGGGUAUUGAAGAGCAGACAAUUAGUAUAACGAUUAUCGAUGAUGAUGUGUUCGAAGAAGACGAACACUUCUAUGUUCAUCUUAAGAAACCCAGCGACGAUGCUGUACUCAUCGCACCCAGAGUAGCGACCGUCAUGAUCUUAGACGAUGAUCAUUGUGGCAUUUUCGAAUUCAAAGACAAGGAGCACAUUAUACCGGAAAAUGUGGGAAUCUACGAAGUGAAAGUGAAACGUUAUUCAGGCGUUCGCGGUAAAAUUAUUGUACCGUAUCAUAGCAAAGAGAAAACAGCAAUAUCAGGCAAAGAAUAUAUGGAUGUAAAAGGCGAACUAGUAUUUGAUAACGGCGAAUAUGAAGUUUCUAUAGAAGUUGAGAUCAUUGAAGAGCAUAGUUUUGAAAAGAAUGUGACUUUCGAAAUGGUUCUUGGUCAGCCGAGAGUGGCAGACGACGAUCCACUGUUUCCGCAAAUACGCGAAGUUCAGCAAAAGAGUCACGAUGACAGAACAUAUCGAGAUAAUCUGCUAAUGUCUGGACUACCGAAACUGGCAGAUGUUUCCAAAAUAAAUUGCCAUAUUGUAGAAAGCGAAGAAUUCAAACAAACAGUCAAUAAGCUGGUGCAAACAGCGCAUGCCUCAAAACUGAUCGGUACCACCUCGUGGAAGGAGCAAUUUUUGGAUGCCAUGACCGUUUCAGGUGGUGGCCAUCUUAAUGUUGACGAUGAUGAUGACGAUAUUGAAUAUGAUGACGAUGAAGACGAUGAUGAUGAAGGUCCCAGCUUAUUCGAAUACAUCAUGCAUUUUUUGUCGAUUUUUUGGAAAAUCUGCUUUACUAUAAUACCACCAGCAAAGAUCUGCAAUGGAUAUCCCUGUUUUGUUAUAUCGAUUUUGCUGAUAGGUAUUUGUACUGCCGUACUUGCUGACGUCGCAUCUCACUUCGGUUGUACAUUGGGUGUACGAGAUGCGGUUACAGCUAUCUGUUUAGUAGCAUUGGGCACCAGUCUUCCAGAUACAUUCGCCAGCAAAGUGGCCGCCAUACAUGACAAAUACGCCGACAAUGCCAUUGGCAAUGUCACGGGCAGUAAUGCGGUGAAUGUGUUUCUUGGAAUCGGUAUAGCAUGGUCUAUGGCAGCUAUAUAUCAAGAGAUGAACGGACAUAAAUUUAAUGUACCCGCGGGCACUUUGCUCUUUUCCACCGCACUCUUUCUGGGAGAAGCGCUUAUUGCGUUCGUGAUAAUAGUCUAUCGCCGCAAGGAAUCCAUAGGCGGUGAGCUUGGUGGCCCGGUGGGUUUAAAGUGGUUUCAUGGCACUAUAUUAUUUCUACUUUGGAUCAUUUAUUUGGGCAUUAGUACAUUGGUGGAUUAUGAAGUUAUUCCAGGUUUUUAAAACAAUUUCAUAACAGCAAUUGUGCGGGGCGUCAUGUCAUAAGAAAUUCCAUUAUGUAUGUAUACACACUACCGUUAUAAUACAG